Corythoichthys intestinalis (scribbled pipefish) is the source of this 1781-nucleotide messenger RNA. RefSeq names its product zinc finger protein 501-like. NCBI's taxonomy places the organism in Eukaryota, Metazoa, Chordata, Actinopteri, Syngnathiformes, Syngnathidae. The transcript has 3 exons. Gene Ontology annotation, biological process: regulation of transcription by RNA polymerase II. The record is from RefSeq and is a predicted model, not a curated record. Gene Ontology annotation, molecular function: RNA polymerase II cis-regulatory region sequence-specific DNA binding; DNA-binding transcription factor activity, RNA polymerase II-specific. The coding region runs from base 19 to 1374 and encodes 451 amino acids.
ACUGAAAAACAAAAGAAAAUGAGGGAAAGCCCUUUAGAAUCUGCAGCUCCUCCAAAACGGCAGCCCGCCUCAUCACAAGAACCCCAACGACACGCCACAUCACCCCCAUCCUCCGUCAAUUCCAUCAGAUUGCCCUCAUCACUUUUAAAGGGAAACAUGUGUCCCGCAGACGUUACUGUAGAAGAUCUUCACCCUGAGAAGCAUGAUCCCCUCCACGGUAAGGAGGAGGAGAUGCUGCACAUCAAAAAGGAGACGGAGCCACAGAUCUCCUACAUUAAAGAAGAAGAAAAGGAAUAUGAAAUCCCAAAGUUUCCAGUGACCGACAGUGUGAAGAGUGAAGAAGACAAAGGUCCAAGCGAAGAGAAUGGAGCAGCGAAACAUUCGAGUGACACCUCAUUUCAGCACCUGACAACAAAAGGAGAGGUGCGAUCGCAACCGGACGACCUGUUAGCUCCGCUUUCGGACAGCGACGACGUAACAUCACACUCUUCUGACUUCAACACUGAUGAGGAGGAGGAUGACUUUGACCAAAAUGCUUCAAAAUCCUUAAACAGGCCAUCAUUGAAAAGAGACGCAACAGAAUGUGCGGGUGAGAAACCAUUUGCAUGCACCCUUUGCAACAAAAGAUAUUCUUGGAAGGCUGAUUUAAAAAAGCAUAAGCGUAUACACACUGGAGAAAAGCCUUUUGUCUGCACAUCUUGUGGUAAAACAUUUACCACGCAGAGAUAUUUAAAAAGCCACGCAAGAACACAUAAUGGAGAGAUGCCUUUCGCGUGCUCAAUUUGUGAGAAAAGAUUUCGCACAAAGUAUCAGGUGACAAGACACAUGCGUACACAUAGUGGAGAAAAGCCUUUUUCCUGCUCAGUUUGUCAUAACAAAUUCUAUCAGAAGGGAUCUUUAAACAGACACGCAAGAACACACGCUGCACAGAAGAUUUUCGCCUGCUCAUUUUGUGAGAAAAGAUUUCCAUCGAAUUAUCAAUUGACAAGACAUACGCGUACACACACAGGAGAAAAGCCUUUUUCCUGCUCAGUUUGUCAUCGAGGAUUCCGUCUGAAGGGAACUUUAAACAGACACGAAAGAACGCACACUGGAGAGAAGCCUUUCGCCUGCUCAUUUUGUGAGAAAAGAUUUGGUUCGAGGUAUGACAUGACAAGACACACGCGUACGCACACUGGAGAAAAGCCUUUUUCCUGCUCAGUUUGUCAUCACAGAUUCCGUCUGAAGGGAACUUUAAACAGGCACGCAAGAACGCACAAUGGAGAGAAACCGUUUGACUGCUCAUUUUGUGGGAAAGGAUUCAAUAAGAAAGGACAGUUAGUAUCUCACGCACGAAGCCACACUGGUGAAAAACCUUUGAAUUGCAGUGUGUGACAAGAUAAUCUGAUUCCUGCCACAUAUUUACGGUGAAAAAAAACAUUUUUACAUUGGAAAAAAUCUUGUAGCACACCACAAAAUAAAAAUAUUUGGUUUAUGUGAUCAAUGUCAUUGUAAAACUUCACAAAUGUAGAUACUUAAAAACAAAACCUUGUUUUAAGCAUUGGAUGAAUAAGUUUCUUCUUUGGUAUAGGUCUCUGAAGAUGAUCAAUAAGCAUUCAGUCCUCAAUUUGGUGUCAUUCUUUGAGAGAGUUGAUUUUUCUUUGUAAAGCCCCGUGAUUGUGAGAAGGGGGGUGUGCGUGUGUGUGGGUAUGAAUGCAAACAUAUGGCAAACAAAUGAGAUUUUGUAAAUUGUGAUACUGUCUUUGAGUUUCUUGUUACAAUAUUGGACUAUAAGGAGCCUG